Ilyonectria robusta is the source of this 462-nucleotide messenger RNA. RefSeq lists its product as uncharacterized. The transcript has 3 exons. Bases 1 to 462 code for a protein of 153 amino acids. NCBI's taxonomy places the organism in Eukaryota, Fungi, Ascomycota, Sordariomycetes, Hypocreales, Nectriaceae. Gene Ontology annotation, molecular function: nucleic acid binding; zinc ion binding. The record is from RefSeq and is a predicted model, not a curated record.
AUGGCCGUUAAAAUCAACGAACGACAAGGUCGGGAUACCCCGUACAAUCCUUACUAUCCCAAUCAACGAGGAUCUGGUAGAGGACAGAGAGGUGGCCACCAGGGCAACUCUCGCGGGAAUACCUCUUGGGGAACGCAUGCUGGACCCAUAGAACUCGGAGCUGUGCAGAAGCAGCCUCGAGACAAGAAGGAUGUCAUAUGCUACAACUGCGACAAGAAAGGACAUUUUGCACGAGAAUGCCGCAAGCCCAAGAAAGAACGACAAUUCCAACCUGUGCCCACUGGACAACGAUCGUUAAACACCAUCCAGAGACAGGAGGAACCUGAAACAGCGAAUGACAUCCCCGACAGACAGCUGGAAGACUACGACAUUAGGAAUGAAUACCCUGACUCUAGCAACGAGGAAAGACUAGACCCCUAUGCAGAGGAAUACAUGCCCAGCACCCCAGAAGAAACAAGUUAG